Molecule: messenger RNA, 2916 nt
Organism: Caenorhabditis briggsae
Lineage: Eukaryota; Metazoa; Nematoda; Chromadorea; Rhabditida; Rhabditidae
Exons: 13
Coding region: 1-2916 (971 amino acids)
Source: RefSeq, a predicted model, not a curated record
AUGCGACAAAUUGUGGAAUUUUUGGCCGCCGGAGAGCCGAUGAAGGCGUUGGACCUUUUUGAGAGAACUGUUGAUGAAGGCCACGACGACGAUUCGACGAUUCUGGAAGCUUCUCGACUACUGGCCAACUAUAUUCGACACUCGUCGCGUUUCAAACGACACUUAAUUUUUCUGAAAUUACAAAAAUGCAGUGCUCUGUCUCGGCUCUAUUUAUCGUUUCAAUUCAAUAGCUUCCGAGAUUCGGCGUUUCCGAAAAAAGAGAUUUUCGAGGGAAGCUGUUUGCACGAUUCGGAGGCAUAUUUGGAGAGAAGUAAGUCCCCCACCCAACGUCACUAUGUCACAUCAGUUGGCUCGAAUCGUUUCUUCAAUUUGGGCCUUCUCUCCGACGGAUCGCCGGUCGCCGAACCUCAUUUAGUCCAGCUGCCAGCACGGGUCCGCCAAAUUGAAAUGUCCAAUUCUCACACAAUUUUUCUCACUGAUCCAUCCCCCGAAAAUCCAGAAAAUCGAUUAUUUGGGUGUGGAAAAGCGGCUAGCUUCCUUCCAGAAUCUUCGGUUUCCAACGAACACCAUAAAACGGGAGGAUACGUGGCACUACCCGUUGCUAUUAGAUCCCAAAAUGGGUGUCGAGUGGAACAGUGCCACGUGGCAGAGGGAAAAACGAUGUAUAGGGUUGGCGAGAGAUGGAUCAGUGGAUCUGGGUCAUCGGUGGAACUCAAAUUGACAAACUAUUCGACGCUGCAUUUGAAUUGUGAAGGGAAAUGUGUCAAGAUCUUUCUCCGAAUUCAAGACCGCCGAAUUUUCUGGAAUCGAACUGCGGAUUUCGAGGCUCAAAAACCUGUGGAAUUCAUCGUCAAUGGAUUCACAGACGCCUAUUUUUUCGAUGGGUUCCAAAUUUUGGCAGAUGGAACGAUCUACGUGGCAAAUAAUGGACUUCUGAAAGGAAGAUUGGAGUUGUGGAAGAAUAAGGAUGAUGGAUUUCAAGGUUUUUCCUCUUUUUUUUUGUGGAAAAUUCUGAGAAAAAUGACCCAAUUUUAUCGAUCGAAAAACCGCUCGGAGCACUUUGACACCAAAUACACCCUAGUUGGAAUUUUGGACGAAAUUCCUGGAUCUUGUGGAACGGAUUUCUUCAAAUUAUCACCAGAUGGACAGAAUUUGAUAAUGAAGAAGGGGAAGGAGAUUACGCCACCAGGAGACGCGCCUCGUACAGUAUUCGAAUCGAUUCAACACCACAAAAUUAUCAAAAAUCGAUCGGAUCAAUACGAUCCAAUCGAUAUUGCAAUGGAUUUGACAGUGAUCUUCAAAAAUGAUGAUAAUGAGCCGGUUUUUGUGGAUUACGAGGAAGAGUACGAAAAUGAUGAGUCGCCGAAAUUUGAGACGAAUCGAUUUUUGUUCGAAUCGAUGUUUCCAGAACAUGUGGAACAGAUCCAGGGAGAUGAGAUUGUUUUUGAUGUCGAGGAAAAUCCGAAUUCGGAUUUAUUUGUUAAUUGGGAGAGACCCAUCUCAACAGAAUUCGUCCCGGAAAACACGCCUCUCGCAUCGAUUUUUCAUCUAAUUUCGACGGAAAAACAACGAAUUCCCUGCCACAAAUCCCUGAUUCUCGUCCAUUCGCGACAAAUCGCAGCCAUGCAACGAUUCAAUACGAAUUAUGGGAAUUUUGGAAUGGAAAUCGCAGAUUUUGGGGAUGAAAAAGAGCAGGAAAUUCGAGAAAUCGAAAUGAAUGCGACGGCUGAAGUGAUAAGAAAUGCUAUCGGAGGGAUAAGGGAUAUUCGAACACUUUAUGGAAUUAAGACUAUUGAGCUCAUCGAAUGCAUUCACUUCUACGACUACCAUCUAAUGGAGGAAAUGUUCCGAGACGCGUGGAAAAUCCUGGGAGAUACAGUAACCGAGCAUACUGUAUCGUUUCUAUACGAAAUGUACAGUAUGUAUGAGGAUCAGGUCGUCGAGGCACUUGCCAAACGACCACACUUGGUUUAUACGUCGAUUUCCGGAAUCAUACCUCCUAGGGGAUUGCUGAAGAGACUCUCGAAAAACCUUCCCCAAAGAAUCCAUCAUCAAAAACCCCACCCCUCCACUCCAUCGGAUCCCUCCAAAUGGUCUCUUGCCACGUGUGAAACCGAGUACGUCAUCAAAAAUCUUGUGAAUCUCGACGACGAUUGGGAGGAGUUCAUCUGGAGUGCUUUACGAGAGAAAUGCGACGAUGAGCUUGCCACGUGGCACGCAGAAGCCGCGCGGAGAAGAGAAGAACGACGAGGAGCGGUGAGAAGUCGGACGACAAGUCAUAAGAGGAACUCAAGGACCCUGAUAGAAGCCCUGACGUCGUCACCGAUUCCAAUAGGAGGACGUCCCAAAACUGACAGCUUCUCGAAAUCGCUCGCCAGCCCUUCAGCUCAAUCUCCAUUGGCUUCAAUGUCAAUGUCGCCAAAAGGAGGAGUUCCAAUUGGAAAGCCCCGCAACGACUCCAUAUCGAAUUCUCUGGACGACUUCCCUGAAAUGGGAUUCAUCUCUCCAUCAACCCCAAAAUCCACGUCAUCAGCUCGAUUCGCACCGAAAGGCGCUCGUUUCAAGAAGGAUUUAAACAUUCUGAAGCCGUUGGCACCGGUGAAUCCAUGGAAGACGUCCGCCACAACGUCUUCUGAACCGUCUCCAGCGAUUUGGGAGCAAGAAGAGCGUGUGAAUUUCGAUGAAGUCAUUAGAAAAGAAGAGAAAUUGCAGAAGAAUAUCAAAUCCGGCUUCAAAAAAGUCCGCCUCCUGCCCCAUGUCGAACUUGAAGAGCUCGCGCGAGCUGAGAUUUUGCAAAUUUUCGCUCAAGAACUGCACGAUGAGGCGUUAAUUAAAGUUGAGCUGGUGGAUGAGGAUUUCGGUGUGGAAAAUGAGGAGAUUGUAUGGGGACACAUGCCAGGACUUGUUCGUCGUUAA